AUGGAAGGAAAUUCUAUACAUCAUUUUAACAUCACAAGGGAACUGGAUGUGAAGGACAUCUGGUAUUGGCAUGAAAGGAUUACCGAAGUUAAAAUUUAUGUAAAGGGUAUUGCCAAGCAACCAGAUGGUCGAGCAAUAACAGAAGCUUACAGUGGUUCUGGAGACAUACCUGAUUAUCUUAACUCAAAUGAGACAAAGUAUUUAAUCAACAGCUUCAUUGCCAUUAUUUGCAUUUUGGGGCUUUUGGGUAUUGGGUAUGUCAUCUGGCUUCUUGGCUUCAAAAUUAAGAGGAAUCUUUUCACCACCUAUGUUCUGAACCUUUCCAUUGCUGACUUCGCUGUCCUUUUAUCUCUAAUCAGUACUGCUGCAUUUGCUACUGCCCUUCGUGUGACGAGUGAAUCUCACAUUCUCAACAGUGUUUUUCUAUUAUUUUUUGAACUCUUUUGCUUCACAUAUUCCACCAGUCAAUAUCUACUGGCAGCUAUCAGCGUUGACAGGUGUGUAGUUGUCCUCUUCCCACUUUGGCAUCGAUUUGACCGGGGACCAAACUCAUCUGCCAUCAUAUGUGCUAUAAUAUGGAUCUUCUCCUUCCUGCUUUCUGCAAUCCAUUUCGCUCUCCGCAUGACUGGCAGAUUUGGGGCGUCCCUUUUACACUACCAGCUGCUUGUAAAUGCUCUGCUUUGUACGCCUCUGAUGUUCAUCUCUUCUCUGAUCCUGUUCAUCAAAGUCUGCUGUAAAGCACAACAACGCAAGCAAGGAAAACUCACCACGGCUAUCUUGCUUGCCCUCCUUUUCUUUCUCAUCUUUGCUUUCCCACUGAAUGCAGUUUAUGUUAGCUAUUGCUAUUAUUUCCCCCACCUUCACAGUCUCAUGCUCAUCGGCUUUGGGUGUUCUUCUGUAAACAGCAGCAUCAACCCAAUCAUUUAUUUUUUAGUUGGAAGGAGAGGACGGAAGAGUCCUUCCAGGGUAUCCAUGAGAGCUCCAAUCUCAAGGGUGUUUAAGGAUGUGGGAGACUGUACAGAAGACAUGAAAUCCAGAACAGAGAUCAAAGUUAUGAUUUGA
Messenger RNA from Podarcis muralis (Common wall lizard), 1062 nucleotides. The record is from RefSeq and is a predicted model, not a curated record. NCBI's taxonomy places the organism in Eukaryota, Metazoa, Chordata, Lepidosauria, Squamata, Lacertidae.